AUGCUUGCCAACAUUGUUGUUGUACUCAUGAUGACAAUGUUUUAUGUGGAUGGCCAAGGAACUACAGCUCAAUGUCCUCAACGUAAGUUUAUAUUCUAGUAAAAUGAAAGUUAGAAAACCUCGAGUUUAUUUUAAAAUAGAAAUUUUAACAUUUAAGAUUUUUUUGAAGUUACAGUAACCCUACAGUAACCCCAAAAAAUAUUUUUUUUGCAAGUUUAUAAAAUACGUUUUGUAAAGAAUCAAAAAUGAUGAUUUGUCCCAAAAUUUUAUGUUGAUAUGGUCAAAAAUGGCAAAGUUACACUGCUUUGAAAAUGUCAAAAAUCAAAAAAGUUCGAAUCCGCUUAGAUGCUUUCGUAAAAAAAUUGUAAAAAAUAAAAGAAAACCACAGUAAAACGAUUUUCAGAACCCUUAAUGGUAAAUGGAAUGAACUUGUGUGGAGAAGGUCAAGUUUAUGACGCCACACAACAAUUAUGUUGUUUUACCAACACUAAUACCAACACCAAUACUCAAACUACACAAGAGUACUGUGAAAGUACGUUUAUUUAUUUUAUCAUUAGGUGUCAUUCUUUGACUGCUUUUUAUUUGUUAUCUAAAAAUCAAAAUUUGUAGUUAUAAUGGCUUUUUUGAUCUUUUGUUACCUAAAAAAAAUUUUUUUCAAAAAGUCAAAUUCUUCCAAAAAAAUUUCAUUUUCAGCGCCCCUAAUCGUGAACGGUAUGUCAAUCUGUCCGCCCACUCACCCGCUGAACCAGGCCAAGGGUCAGUGUUGUGGCUCCACGCCAAUCAAUGGUAAUAGUGCCAAUGGAAAUUGUGUUGACCUGUCGAUUACCGGUCGGCCGAACGAUUGUGUUCAGAACGCCAAUUUGUGUAACAAUACCGUCUACUACGACUUGAUGACACAACAAUGCCCAAAGACUUGUAACCGGUGCUCGGCGAGUACGAGUACUCAGAAUGGGAAUGCCAUUCCCGGCUGUGUGGACGGUACGAACGCGAAGGGAGUGUCGGAGUGUCCCGACAACAAGGCCAAGUGUGAUUUGCCGUUGUGGCGUGAGUUCAUGACCAAGGAGUGUCCUGCCACUUGUAAUCGUUGCAACACUAAUCCGGUACCAGUUAUUCCACCCAGUGGUGGUGCUACGACUACUAGUACUACUACAACUACCACUACUACUACGGUUCCUCCUGGACGUUAA
Messenger RNA from Bursaphelenchus okinawaensis, 1187 nucleotides. Lineage: Eukaryota; Metazoa; Nematoda; Chromadorea; Rhabditida; Aphelenchoididae. The record is from the annotation of a GenBank genome assembly.